Messenger RNA from Chelonus insularis, 864 nucleotides. RefSeq lists its product as uncharacterized. Gene Ontology annotation, biological process: proteolysis. Lineage: Eukaryota; Metazoa; Arthropoda; Insecta; Hymenoptera; Braconidae. The transcript has a single exon. The coding region runs from base 1 to 864 and encodes 287 amino acids. Gene Ontology annotation, molecular function: aspartic-type endopeptidase activity. The record is from RefSeq and is a predicted model, not a curated record.
AUGAUUCAACAAUCACCAAGAACAAUACAGACAACUCAGAGAUUCAUGGAAGAUUCUCUUCAGCACUUAGAGCAGCAGAAGAAACAUGUAUUAAUGAGUCUUCAGGUCAAUCAGACAGCUCAGGAGUCUUACUCGCCACAGCCAAUGCAGUAUUACUCUCAGCUUCCAGUAAGACUCCUAAUAGACUCAGGGUCUGAGCUGACGUUCAUCUCAUCAAGUGUGGUAAAGACUUGUCAUCUCCAACGUCGUCCAUCAGUGAUAUCAGUGCUGGGAAUUGGUAACGCACCAGCUGUACAAACUAGAGGAGUGACAACAGUGACACCUAGCUCAACUCACACACAGGAGCAAGUUACAAUUAAUGCUCAUAUACUCAAAUGUGUCACUGGUACUUUACCAACCAGACAACUCAAGGAAAUCAACUGGUCAGCUUUCAACUCUCUUCAACUUGCUGAUCCAGACUACUCAACUCCAAGACCCAUUGAUAUCUUAAUAGGAGCAGAUUGUUAUGGUCUGAUUGUGAAUGCGGGCAUCAAACAAUUUCCUCAGUCAUCUCUAAUAGCCCGAGAUUCAAUCUUUGGAUGGAUGCUCAUUGGAAUUCCACAACAGACAAGAUGCUCAAGUAAGAGAACUCAUCAUGCAGCAAGGGUCAGCUCAUACCAGCAAGUAUCAGAUCUCUUGACAAAAUUCUGGGUUCAAGAAGAAGUUCCAGAUACUUCAGCCAGCCAACUCAGCCCAGAUGAUCAAUCUUGUAAAGAUCAUUAUGUUACGACUCAUUCAAGAGAUCAAGAUGGGAGAUAUAUUGUGAGAAUAUCGCUAAAAGCAUCACCAUCUCUUCUAGGCGACUCAUCAGCGAGAGCUCAUUAG